Messenger RNA from Fulvia fulva, 1056 nucleotides. RefSeq names its product AB hydrolase superfamily protein. NCBI's taxonomy places the organism in Eukaryota, Fungi, Ascomycota, Dothideomycetes, Mycosphaerellales, Mycosphaerellaceae. Gene Ontology annotation, molecular function: hydrolase activity. The record is from RefSeq and is a predicted model, not a curated record. The transcript has a single exon. The coding region runs from base 1 to 1056 and encodes 351 amino acids.
AUGGCAGAAUUCUCCGAAUACGGCGGCGCAAGCGAUGAGCUCACCCAGCUUCUCGCGACGCUUCCAGCUCCACCUGAGCAGACUCUGGAAGAGCUCAAAAGGACUGUCAACGAGGGCCGAGAGAAUGCGGCUCGAGAAGAGAUGAAGGCUCUCGCCAGCCAAGUCCAUAUCAAGGAUCACUCCAUCCCGACUCGAGAUGGCUAUGCAUUGGAAGCACGGAGCUAUCGCUCAAUCUCUCGCGCGGCGGACAAGACUUUACCGAUCUACAUCCACUACCACGGCGGCGGCUUCCUCUUCGGUACUCUCUCCUCAGAAGAUGCCACUUGCUCCCGCAUCGCCGUAGAUGUUGAAGUCGUGGUCUUGAACGUCAACUACCGCCACACACCGGAGCACCUCUUCCCAACGCCAAUGCACGAUUCCGAAGAUGCAUACGACUGGGCCUUCUCCAGCGCUGCAGAAUUCCAUGGAGAUCCCAGCAGGAUUGUAAUCGGCGGGAUCUCAGCAGGUGGUCAACUCGCAGCAAGUCUCGCUCAGACGAAGCACCGCGAGAACGGACCUUCAUACAAAAGUCUGAAAGGACAGGUCCUGAUGAUUCCAUGCCUGGUGCAUCCAGACUGCUACGAGCCGGUGCGGAAGCAGAUGAAGUCGCCAGAGAUCUCAUCGUACAAGGAGAACGAGUUUGCCCCGAUCUUGCCAGUCAGUAGGAUGAAGAUGUUCACGAAGCUGCUCUUUUCCGAGAUACCAGCUUUGGACGACAGGAGAGCGAAUCCUGGAGGUGCUUCGCCAGAGGAUCUGAAGGGCCUGCCGCCUGCGACCUUUGGUAUUGCUGGUCUUGAUCCACUGCGGGAUGAGGCCAUUCUGUACGCGAAGCUGUUAACCGAGCAGGGUGUGCCGACGGAUGUGCAUUUGUUCAGAGGUGUGCCGCAUGGAUUUCGCAGGUUUGGGGAUAAGCUGGCUGCCAGCAAGCAUUGGGAUGAGGUUAUGCAUAAUGGUAUACGCUGGGCGUUGAGUCAGCCGAAGCCUGUGGAUGCCAUGAGUGUCAGAGUACAUGGAUAG